Messenger RNA from Pseudomyrmex gracilis, 1376 nucleotides. RefSeq lists its product as uncharacterized. The record is from RefSeq and is a predicted model, not a curated record. The transcript has 8 exons. Gene Ontology annotation, molecular function: oxidoreductase activity. NCBI's taxonomy places the organism in Eukaryota, Metazoa, Arthropoda, Insecta, Hymenoptera, Formicidae. Bases 254 to 1273 code for a protein of 339 amino acids.
GAACGUUUUUAAAGAAUCACUACGAGUCGCGCUACCUUGAGAGAAGCUCGACUCAGAACUGUAAGAGCCGCCUCGUAAAAGUGCACAUAAAACUUAUCGUUAAGUGAAACACGUGUGUCUAAAUACCUUGCAUACUUGUUGCAAAACUGUUAACUAUUUUAAUUACACAGUUUUGUAAUUGAUUCUAUCCAACCGAUAUUAAUUAUCGUUGGAUAAUUUAGUAUAUUAAUCAUCGUUGACAACUGAAAAAGUGAUGACGAUGGAGAAAAUUCAUAUUGACGAAGCUCAACCGUUGAUUGAUGAGCACAUCAAUUGUCUUAUAGAAGACGAUAGUGCGAUAGAUUGUGACCUAAAAGAUGUGACACCUGAUGAUCUUCCAGAUUGGUACGAUGGAAAGUUAUACAAAGAGGCUCAACGUUUUUAUAGACGAAAUAUAUUGUCUAUAAAUGCACAAAACUUUGUAGGACUUCUUUCGAUACUAGCGAUCCCGUCGAUAUUGAAGGUGCUGAUAUAUACAAAGCAACAUGAUACGCCUUGCGCAGCCUUUAAACGAUACUUACAAACUACACUGCACAUAGUCAAUUUGUAUAAGAAUGAUAUAAAUGUUCGGGAUUCGAAUUGGUACAAAACAAUAAAUACAAUUCGUUGGAAACACGGCACAAACAAUAAGAGAUCACAGUGUGCACGCGUUGGGCCGAUUUAUAAUAGGGAUAUGGCGUUUACUCAAUGCGCUUUUGUAGGCCAUAUCCUCACUAGCGCUAAGACUAUUGGCCUGCACAAUACACCAGAAGAAGAUGAGGCAAUUACUCAUUUUUGGCGUGUAAACGGCUACAUGUUGGGAAUUCCCGAUCGAUUGAACGUAUGCCGCAAAAAUGCAGAUGAAACCCGAGAUUUGUGUCAAAAAAUAAACGAUAAGGUGUACAAAAAAUAUUUGAGUGAAGCUCCACCCGAGUUCUACGAUACAGUAACGACUACAAUAAAUGGAUUAUGGUGUGUGGAUCCGUUUUUGAAUACAGAUGCAAUAAUAGCAUUAACUUUAAAGCUAUAUGGUCUUGAAUAUAAGUCACUCGGAUGGUAUAGUCGAAUAAACCUCGAAUUUCGUAUUUAUCUCUUCAAAUUGUUUCAUCAACCAUACAUUGGAACAAUAUUAAGAGAGUUCAACAAUUACUUUUUGAUUGGACUACUUUGGAUCUCAGAACACUUCCCUGUGCUUGCCUGGAUGAACUUCGGAAAAACAAAUAGCCAAAUAAAUCUAUAUCCUAAAUAUAAAUAAAAUAUAUCUCUUUGAUUAUACAGAUAACCCUCGUAUAACGCGAUUUAUAUAACGCGGCAUUUCUGUAGAACGAAAUAUCCGCGUUAUACGACGGUUACCUGUA